CUUGCGUAAAUACAGGAACUGCCUUCUUGAGUCACUGACCUAUGACUGACUGGCACCAUUCAGAGGGGAAAUCUUCCUUGGCUGUGGAUAUAUGGCAGAAUAAUUAAGAUCGAUAUGCUGCAUAGUCUGUAAUGUUAAAUGGCUCACGCCAUAAGAGGAAUGGAAAACUGCGAAUGUGGAAUGCAGGGCAAACUAGUGUAGCCUACUAUGCAACAGUUCAAGAACAACUCGGAGCCCCAUGAGGUAGCUAUUAAGUCAGUACAGAACAUAAUUUUACCACUCAACAGAUUGCUACCUCUCUGGAUAACUUAUCGAGUGCCAAAACUUUUCGUCUUUCUGUGAUUUUCAAGGAGCGUUUGAGUAUAGGUCUACGUACACUGGCCAGAGUGCAAUGCCACGCAGACAUGUCUUCAAAGGUAGGAGUGAAGUUUUGCAGAACAGAAAUCACUGUUUGAGGGAGUUGGAUUAGCCUAUUUUGCUUAUUAAAUGUACAGUGAAAAUGAAGAUUAGGAAAUACUUUCGUGGCAGUGGGAGGGUUCUCGCCUUCGUUUUCGUGGCGUCUGUAAUUUGGCUUCUUUUUGACAUGGCUGCACUUAGAUUAUCUAUGAAUGAUGUCAACAGUCAAUUGCUGAAAGAGCUUGUUGUUAAAGAAAGGGCGGCUUUUAGAAGACAAGCCACGCGCCGAACACAUGUAGAAAACAGAAUAGGAUUCAAACAUCCAGUGCAGAAAGUGCCUGUGGACUUGGGGAAUGAUGUUAAAGAUUCAAAGAAAUUCGAGAAUAUUGCUGAAGUGUAUCGUAAGAGGCAGAAGCCUCAGCCUGGAAUAAAGGAACACAAUGUUGCACAGAAUGUUGCAAACGUAAAACCCGACAGCGUCACAUUACAUUCACCGAAGAGUGACAAAAAAGUUAAUGUAAAACAUGUGGCUGAAGGUUUAAAUGGACAUGAAGUCGCGAGGAGUCACAAGGAAGCAACUUUGAAUGUUUCCAAAACAAUGAAUAUGUCAAACUCGGACAAAGUCAGAUUUCCUAAAGCAGUAACUCAAACUAUUAAAGGCGCAGUAGCGAAGGACAACCCGCAGAACGUGAUUUUGACAAACGCCAAAGAUCCCAAAUUAACCAAAGCGCCAUCUGGUGUUCAGGAAGAUAGACAUGCCAUUGCAACAUUACUACAAGAAGAAACCAAGAAAGAAGAAAACAAGAAGGAGAAAAAUAAAGAAAACACCAAAGCCAGCUCUCACAAAAAGGCCAUUGAAGCUGCUAAGCCAAGCCUACAAGAGCAGCUGUCCAAAAAUGAUACCAAGGUACAAUCUAAACCUGACUCACAGGUUGUAGCAGUUCUCAACGAUGCCCAACAGAACACAGGGUCACUAAACAAGAGUGACCUUCACCCCAUGAAAACCCAAAUCCAGCUCACUCCUCAGCACAUGGUUCAGAAGGUGGAACCCAACCAAGUUAAAACAGAUCGAGAAAAAGGAGGACUCCAUAAAGUAAUGGCCUUGGAUGUGACCCUGAAACCCCGGGAUGCCCGAGCGGUGGGCCAGUUUGGACAAGCCGCAGCUGUACCAAAGGACAAAGAGCAGGAGGUGCAGAACCGCUGGAACGAAGGUCAUUUUAAUGUGUACCUGAGCGAGCAGAUCCCUGUUGACAGAUCGAUCCCAGACACCCGCCCUGCGUUGUGCUCUGAGAAUAUGGUUCAUGAUAAGCUGCCAACCACAAGUGUGAUCUUCUGCUUUGUGGACGAGGUGUGGUCCACAUUGCUGAGGUCAGUUCAUAGUGUGAUCAAUCGUUCCCCACCACACUUACUCAAGGAGAUCAUCCUGGUAGAUGACUGCAGCACGAAAGACUACUUGAAGGAGCCAUUAGACGCCUACAUGGCCAGGUUUCCUAAGGUGCGGAUCAUCCGUCUGAAGGAGAGAGAGGGUUUGAUUAGAGCUCGGCUUGCUGGGGCUGCGCAGGCCACUGGUGAGGUGUUAACCUUCCUGGACUCUCACGUUGAGUGCAAUAUAGGUUGGUUGGAACCCCUGCUUGAAAGAGUUUACUUGGACAGACGGAAAGUUGCCUGUCCGGUUAUUGAAGUCAUUAGUGACAAAGACAUGAGUUACGUCCAGGUUGACAAUUUCCAAAGAGGCAUUUUCAAAUGGCCCUUGGUAUUUGGGUGGAGCACCCUGCCUGAAGAUGUUAUCAAGAAGAACCACAUGAAGGACCGGGAUCCCCUCAGGUGUCCUGUUAUGGCAGGAGGUCUCUUCUCUAUCGAUAAGAAGUACUUUUAUGAGCUGGGAUCUUAUGACCCAGGCCUAGAUGUGUGGGGUGGUGAGAACAUGGAAAUUUCAUUCAAGAUCUGGAUGUGUGGAGGAGAGAUUGAGAUAAUCCCCUGCUCUAGAGUGGGUCAUAUCUUCCGCGGCCAGAACCCUUACAAGUUCCCCAAAGACCGACAGAAGACAGUGGAGCGCAACCUGGCCCGGGUGGCUGAGGUGUGGCUGGACGAGUACAAGGAGCUGUUCUACGGCCACGGCUACCACCACCUGCUGGACAAAUCUGUGAUCGACAUCGGGAACCUCACAGAGCAGAUGCAGCUCAGGCAGAAGCUCAAGUGCAAGAGCUUCAAGUGGUACUUGGACAACAUCUACCCAGACAUGGAUGCUCCGCUAGUCAAAGCAGAGGGACUGGUUUUCAAUCUUGGAACUAGAAAAUGUCUGGCCAUACAGAACAGAACCAUUGCUUUUGCAACCUGUGAUCUCAGCAACCAGAACCAGCACUUUAACUACACCUGGUUGAGGUUGAUCCGACAGCAGGGCCUGUGUGUGGUGCCGCAGGGCCUGGGCAAAUCUGUCUCUCUGGAGCCAUGUGACAACAGCAAAGCCCAGCAGCGCUGGCUUAUCAACACUAAUAAACUUAUGGCCGAGCACAUCAUUGUGGAGAGCACUCCCCGGCGUCUGUGUUUGGAGGCCAGCUCCAAAGGGGACGGGAUCUACGCGAGGGACUGCUUCUCUGGCAGCGAUCUUCAGAAGUGGCAGUUCACGCACUACUAUGCUCAGUGACUUUAAGGACUGCAUACAUACAUACAUACACUGGUGGAUCUCUCUGCCAACACAAAGAGAUGUAUUUUUCUUUUCUUCUGCUGAGCCAUUUCCUCACUCUUACCAAAAGACAGCUCUCCAAUGUCAGUGAAGUAUGCACGCUACUGGUAUAAUUACACGGUGGUAAUAUCGGGUAAUGUUGGGACUGUGCCGUGUGCAUGUAGGCCUCUGCUUUUACUCCUCUCCCCACAAUGAGAGGUUAUUCAAAGCAGUGCUACGGUCUGAGUGACCGCUUUUGUUUUUGCAGAUUUUUGGGAGUUGGGGUCAACUUACUUCUUUUAGUGAAUUUUCACAAAUGUUUCACAAAUCUGUGGUAGUGAUUUUUUCAAGGGUUUUACAAGGGUUUACAUUUGAAAGCAAUAUUGUUUUUGUUUUUUUUUCACAUUAGGCAAACAGUUCUCUGAUGUGUAUAUACAGUAUAAGAACAGUUUGAGGGAUAGUGGUACUGGAACGGCUAACAGAAAGAAGACCACAUACACUUUCCUGAAUCUCUCUGAAAAUCAAAAUGUUUACAGUGUGAGGAGAACACUCUCAGAAAGCUGGCUCUAUUAAACCAUAGUGCCUUGUGAUUUUUUCUAGUAUUGUUCUUGCUUUCAGUAUUGCAGUACAAUAUGUGCUUUGACUAUCCUCAAGACCUUAUUAACUUUUGAGGAUAGUGUGAUACUAAGAAAUGGCAGUUAACAAAGAAUAUUCUUGAUAGAAUAAAAUAUUAGAUUAUUAGAAUAUUAAACAUUUAACAUUUGUUCAUAUCCCUCAGUCAGGUAAUGAUUUCACAAGUAAGCAGUCGUAGUAAGCAAAAUAGACACUAGAGGGAACUAUUGUCACUGCUAUUUUUAUGAAAGAUUCUGUGUGCUCAUGGAAUAUUUUAUGUUUCGUCCACAAAACCAUCCAAUGGUUAAAGUAUUUUUGUAUGCUUGAAUGCUUGAAGUGAAGAUUAAAUUGUCAUUUAGGUU
Sardina pilchardus (European sardine) is the source of this 4032-nucleotide messenger RNA. RefSeq names its product polypeptide N-acetylgalactosaminyltransferase 5. The transcript is spliced from 10 exons. Gene Ontology annotation, cellular component: Golgi apparatus. Gene Ontology annotation, molecular function: polypeptide N-acetylgalactosaminyltransferase activity. Bases 500 to 3040 code for a protein of 846 amino acids. NCBI's taxonomy places the organism in Eukaryota, Metazoa, Chordata, Actinopteri, Clupeiformes, Clupeidae. Gene Ontology annotation, biological process: protein O-linked glycosylation. The record is from RefSeq and is a predicted model, not a curated record.